Molecule: messenger RNA, 3639 nt
Organism: Anopheles cruzii
Lineage: Eukaryota; Metazoa; Arthropoda; Insecta; Diptera; Culicidae
Product: serine/threonine-protein phosphatase 6 regulatory ankyrin repeat subunit B-like
Molecular function (GO): protein binding
Source: RefSeq, a predicted model, not a curated record
AUGACGAUCAUAAAGGCAACCGGCGUGAAUGUGGCAACGGUAUUUUCCAGUCUCAACGAAUACGGCAACGCUGGCGGUACGGAACUGGGCAGUGGAAAACUGGCCGGAAAGCGUGAAAACAACGAGCUGAGUACCAACGAGUGCGAAGGUGGUAAAAAACAAACAGUUGAAGCUAUAUUAACAAACAUAGAGAAAAAUCGAUCAAAUAAACUAAGCGAAGUCAUUAAUGCUAAAAAUAAUAAGGGCAGCACUCCUCUCCACUUCGCUGCUUUGAAUGGUCACUUGGAAACCGUAAAGUAUCUAGUGGACGAAAAGAAAGCUGAUUUUAAUGCAGUAAAAAAUGAUGGGAGUACUCCUCUCCACUUAGCUGCUUCUAAAGGUUACUUGGCAACCGUAAAGUAUCUAGUAGACGAAAAGAAGGUUGAUUUUAAUGUACAGGAUAAAGAAGGCAGGACUCCCCUCCAGUAUGCUGCUACGAAUGGUCACUUAGAAACCGUAAAAUAUCUAGUAGACGGAAAGAAGGUUGAUUUUAAUGUACAGGAUAAAGAAGGCUGGACUUCUCUCCACUUCGCUGUUUUAAAUGGUCACUUGGAAACCGUAAAGUAUCUAGUAGACGAAAAGAAGGUUGAUUUUAAUGUACAGGAUAAAGAAGGCUGGACUCCUCUCCACUUCGCUGUUUUAAAUGGUCACAUGGAAACCGUUAAGUAUCUAGUAGACGAAAAGAAGGUUGAUUUUAAUGUACAGGAUAAAGAAGGCAGUACUCCUCUCCACUUUGCUGUUAUAAAUGGUCACUUGGAAACCGUAAAGUAUCUAGUAGACGAAAAGAAGGUUGAUUUUAAUGCAGUGAAAAAUAAUGGCAGUACUCCCCUCCACUUAGCUGCUUUGAAUGGUCACAUGGAAACCGUAAAGUAUCUAGCAGUCGAAAAGAAGGCUGAUUUCAAUGCAGUGAACAAUGAUGGCACUAUUCCUCUCCACUUCGCUGCUUGGUAUGGUCACUUGGAAACCGUAAAGUAUCUUGUAGACGAAAAGAAGGCUUAUUUUAAUGUACAGGAUAAAGAAGGCAGUACUCCUCUCCACUUCUCUGCUUGGAAUGGUCACUUGGAAACCGUAAAGUACCUAGUAGACGAAAAGAAGGCUGAUUUUAAUGCAGUGAAAAAUAAUGGCAGUACUCCUCUCCACUUAGCUGCUUGGAAUGGUCACUUGGAAACCGUAAAGUAUCUUGCAGACGAAAAGAAGGCUUAUUUUAAUGUACAGGAUAAAGGAGGCAGUACUCCUCUCCACUUUGCUGCUUGGAAUGGUCACUUGGAAACCGUAAAGUACCUAGUAGACGAAAUGAAGGCUGAUUUCAAUGCAGUGAACAAUAAUGGCAGUACUCCUCUCCACUUAGCUGCUUGGAAUGGUCACUUGGAAACCGUAAAGUAUCUAGUGGACGAACAGAAGGCAGAUUUUAAUGCAGUGAGAAAUAAUGGCAGUACUCCUCUCCACGAUGCUGCUUUGAAUGGUCACUUGGAAACCGUAAAGUAUCUAGUAGACGAAAAGAAGGCUAAUUUUAAUGUACAGGAUAAAGAAGGCAGGACUCCUCUCCAAGAUGCUGCUUUGAAUGGUCACUUGGAAAUCGUAAAGUAUCUAGUAGACGAAAAGGAGGCUGAUUUUAACGUACAGGAUAAAGAAGGCACGACUCCUCUCCACGAUGCUGCUUUGAAUGGUCACUUGGAAACCCUAAAGUAUCUAGUAGACGAAAAGAAGGUUGACUUUAAUGUAGUGAAAAAUGAUGGCAGUACUACUCUCCACUUAGCUGCUUCUAAAGGUUACUUGGAAACCGUACAGUAUCUAGGAGACGAAAAAAAUGUUGAUUUUAAUGCGCAGGAUAAAGAAGGCAGGACUCCUCUCCAAUAUGCCGCUGCGAAUGGUCACUUGGAAACCGUAAAGUAUCUAGUAGACGAAAAGAAGGUUGAUUUUAAUGUACAGGAUAAAGAAGGCAGGACUCAUCUCCACGAUGCUGCUUUGAAUGGUCACUUGGAAACCGUAAAGUAUCUAGUAGACGAAAAGAAGGUUAAUUUUAAUGUACAGGAUAAAGAAGGCAGGACUCCUCUCCAGUAUGCUGCUACGAAUGGUCACAUGGAAACCGUAAAGUAUCUAGUAGACAAAAAGAAGGUUGAUUUUAAUGUACAGGAUAAAGAAGGCAGUACUCCUCUUCACUUCGCUGCUUCUAAAGGUCACUUGGAAACCGUAAAGUAUCUUGUAGACGAAAAGAAGGCUGAUUUUAAUGUACAUGACAAAGAAGGCAAGACUCCUCUCCACGAUGCUGCUUUGAAUGGUCACUUGGAAACCGUAAAGUAUCUAGUAGACGAAAAGAAUGUUGAUUUUAAUGUACAGGAUAAAGAAGGCAGUACUCCUUUCCACUUCGCUGCUUCUAACGGUCACUUGGAAAGCGUAAAGUAUUUAAUAGACGAAAAGAAAGCUGAUUUUAAUGCAGUUAAAAAUGAUGGCAGUACUCCUCUCCACUUAGCGGCUUCUAAAGGUCACUUGGCAACCGUAAAGUAUCUAGUAGACGAAAAGAAGGCUGAUUUUAAUGUACAGGAUAAAGAAGGCAGGACUCCUCUCCAUGAUGCUGCUUUGAACGGUCACUUGGAAAUCGUUAAGUAUCUAGUAGACGAAAAGAAGGUUGAUUUUAAUGUACAGGAUAAAGAAGGCAGUACUCCUCUCCACUUCGCUGCUUCUAAUGGUCACUUGGAAAGCGUAAAGUAUCUAGUAGACGAAAAGAAGGCUGAUUUUAAUGUACAGGAUAAAGAAGGCUGGACGCCUCUCCACGAUGCUGCUUUGAAUGGUCACUUGGAAACCGUAAAGUAUCUACUAGACGAAAAGAAGGUUGAUUUUAAUGUACAGGAUAAAGAAGGCAGUACUCCUCUCCACUUCGCUGCUUCUAAAGGUCACUUAGAAACCGUAAAGUAUCUAGUAGACGAAAAGAAGGUUGAUUUUAAUGUACAGGAUAAAGAAGGCAGGACUCCUCUCCACGAUGCUGCUUUGAAUGGUCACUUGGAAACCGUAAAGUAUCUAGUAGACGAAAAGAAGGUUAUUAAUGUACAGAAUAAAGAAGGCAGGACUCCUCUCCAGUAUGCUGCUACGAAUGGUCACUUGGCCGUAAAGUAUCUAGUAGACGAAAAGAAGGCUGAUUUUAAUGGACAGGAUAAAGAAGGCAGGACUCCUCUCCAGUAUGCUGCUACGAAUGGUCACUUGGAAACCGUAAAGUAUCUAGCUUACGGCCGCGUGGUCUACGUGACAUUCGAGGACGACCAGGGCCCCCGGAUAACGCGCCUGCUGUGCUCCAAUUCCAGAAUGACCCCGCUAAAGGCGAUGACGCUGCCCCGACUAGAACUGCAAGCGGCGGUACUGCUAUCCGAUCUCUACGACAGUACGAAGGAAGGAAGAAAACAAGACGCUUCGCGUAAUUGGAACAAAUUUGCCAGUGAUCACAAUCCACGGCUUGAGUGUGUUGUGUCGAUAUUGGAAUCAACGGACCUGGUAGACAUUGACAAGGUGCAGGGUGACUUGAAACUGAAUGAGGACGACGAGCGCAUCAACUGUCAGGAUAUGAUUGGUGAUCCAAGAACGCUAUGCAAAAUCGGGUAUGGUUGGUAA